Effrenium voratum is the source of this 372-nucleotide messenger RNA. The record is from the annotation of a GenBank genome assembly. Lineage: Eukaryota; Dinophyceae; Suessiales; Symbiodiniaceae.
AUGAACGCUUCCGUAAGCGCUGAUCUUGCGGCAGGUCUCCUCGAUACGGUUCUGAGCAGCCUUGACGAUUCCAAAGCUGAGGACCUGAUAACUCUCGACAUCGCAGGCAAAAGCUCCCUCGCGGAUCACAUGGUAAUUGUGUCCGGGCGUUCCCAUCGUCACGUUGGGGCCAUUGCGGACCAUUUGCUGAAGGAUCUGAAAUCGGCCGGAUUGAAAUCGGCAACGGUGGAAGGUCAGAGCACCUGUGACUGGGUGCUGAUCGAUGCAGGCGAUGUGAUUGUUCAUAUUUUCCGUCCGGAGGUACGCGGUUUCUACAAUCUCGAAAAGAUGUGGGCACCGGACACGGACGAAGCGCCGCAAUAUAUCGGCUGA